CAGAUGUAUAAUGCAAUCAGAGAGCGUGCUGUAGUUACAGGGGAGCCAUGGAAAUCCCUUUUCUGGAGAUUGGAAUUCCGCAACAAAAACAUUAUGAUCCCUUUACUUUUCCAUCUGUUCUAUCACCAAAACUUUCGUCUCCUUCUCUGGCUCUCUUCACUGAUUCAAUCAGAGCCAAUCAACCUUAUCUUCGGUCACUACUCCACAAAACAGGGGCAAUACUCUUCAGGGGAUUCCCAGUAGUUUCGGCCUCAGACUUUAACGACGUCGUUGAGGCGUUUGGCUUCGAGGAGUUGCCGUACGUGGGCGGAGCUGCUCCCAGGACUAACGUCGUUGGCCGUGUUUUUACGGCCAAUGAGUCCCCUCCUGACCAGAAAAUCCCUUUUCACCACGAAAUGGCUCAGGUUCCGGAGUUCCCAUCAAAAUUGUUUUUCUUUUGUGAAGUUGAACCCGGAAGUGGUGGUGAAACUCCUUUGGUGCUUAGCCACAUUGUCUAUGAGAGGAUGAAAGAAAGAUAUCCUGACUUUGUUCAACGCUUGGAGGAGCAUGGGUUAAUGUAUAUACGGGUUUUAGGAGAAGAUGAUGAUCCUUCAUCUCCAAUUGGACGAGGGUGGAAGUCCACGUUCUUGACCAAGGACAAAAGUGUGGCUGAGGAAAGGGCUGCUAAGCUGGGUAUGAAGUUGGAAUGGACAGAAAACGGAGUGAAAACAAUAAUGGGUCCAAUACCAGCCAUCAAAUAUGACGAUUCAAGACAGCGCAAGAUUUGGUUUAAUAGCAUGGUAGCUGCUUACACAGGUUGGAAGGAUGCACGGAAUGAUCCCGAGAAGGCAGUGACCUUCGGAGAUGGCAAACCAUUGCCUGCCAAUAUCAUCUAUGACUGCUUGAAGAUACUUGAAGAGGAAUGCAUUGCCAUUCCUUGGCAGAAGGGGGAUGUUAUAUUAAUAGACAACUGGGCAGUUCUUCACGCUCGCAGGCCCUUCAAUCCACCCCGCCAAGUACUAGCUUCUCUUUGCAAGUAAACAUACUUGCAGUAUGAUGCCUACAAAUAAUUGUCUUCGUUUCUAUUGGCCUUUUCUUUACUUUGUUAGUCACUACAAAUGUUGAUUAUGUAAAUAUAACGUUUAUAAACCCUCCUAUCAUUUCACAUGUUAGGCUUGACUUCGUGUGACAAUAUUCUGAGUCAUGUUAUUCUUGAGAAGGAUUCUUACGGAGCAUUUAGUUGGUGUUUUGAGGAGAAUGAUAUUGAUGUGUAAAAUAUU
Molecule: messenger RNA, 1259 nt
Organism: Tripterygium wilfordii
Lineage: Eukaryota; Viridiplantae; Streptophyta; Magnoliopsida; Celastrales; Celastraceae
Product: clavaminate synthase-like protein At3g21360
Exons: 3
Coding region: 48-1019 (323 amino acids)
Molecular function (GO): oxidoreductase activity
Source: RefSeq, a predicted model, not a curated record